GUCGCCAGUAUCGCCUUGCUGAUGACGGUGGUGUGUAGCAGCGGCAGCAACGGUGGAAACAGCAGCUCUGUGUGUCUAUCUAGUGAAUGGAGUAUGUCAGGUGGUCCUACCGAUGAUAACAGUCGCGGCGUCUGUGCGCGCGCGCUCUGCAAUCGGUCAACUAUAGCAAAACAACAGUGAGCAACAACUAAACAGCUCCGAAAUAAUUAACCACCCAAACAGGCCAGCAACAAUCCGGUAACAGACAACGAGCAUUCGGCCCACGCCCAACGGUUGCCUUCUGUUGCUAUUUAAAUGGGACAUAGUGACGGUAGCGGGUGUCAUACCGUCACUAUACACAAACAGAACUAACUCGCUCUGGCCGCUGCGUUCCUGUAAAUACUGUUCAAGUUCUUAUUAGUUACUAUUUUCUUUGUUGAUGAUCACGAAGUUGUUCGGCAAAGACGACCAGGCUGAUGACUAUUGUCAUGACAACGACAUUGUCGACUUCACUGUUGUACCGUUUUACCGUCUACGGUUAUUAACUUCCAGCAUUCGUCAACCUGUUUUUGCCCCAAAAAAAGCACCUGAUCAUGUGGUGACGACCGUGGUUGAUAUGACAACCGUUGUCAUUCGUACUGAGUGCGCGCCAUUUCCUUACCUAGCAAAAAAAUAGUUCUUGCCACCAUCGCGUGCUGAGGUGGUGCUCACGCCUUGCAAACCCCUCAUCUGCCCCGGUGGCUAUAGCCAUUUAAAAUGUGCUUGUUCUUCUCACAACAGUGAGUUGAGAUGAGAGACGUAUUUGUUGUGGAUAGUGCAUACAGAAACAUUGCAGAAUGCUAACUCAAUAGUGCAAAGCCUGCAAUUACUUAUCUGUCGGCUACACACGUACUAUCCACUCACUUGUGCCUUUACCUGUGGAUGUAUUGGUAUAUUUUUAAUUGGCCGUCUGCCUAUAUUUACAAUACCACCAUCAUCAUCAUCGCCAUCGGAUCGUACACGACGAUUUGCUUUCAUCUCAGCCGUAAAGGAUAAUUAAUACACGUAAUAAUUAUGGUAACAGAUGUCACUGUUGUCGUAGUUACUGAUGUAGUCGCAUGACAGUCUCGCAGAAGGGUAUUGUCUUUUUUUUUUUUUACCGCCACUCUUGCUACUGUUCACAGUGGUACCUCGUAUAGGUGGUAAUGGCGUGAAUAUCAACAACUUCCCGGAAAUGUGUAAAUAUUUGCAAUUACAUCGGCUCUGAUCGCUUGAAAAAGCUGUAAUCGUCCCGUGUUGGAUGGACGCUCAUUCAUUACGAUAUGUGGUUGUGCCUGUGCCUUUGUGUAUACUCGCGCCUUUCGCAACAACCCUAAUUGCCGCCGUCGUCGUCGUUAUUGUUGUGGAUCACAGUUUCCGCUCGGAUAUAGGAAAUGAUCAUCGUUUCUCAACAACGUGACGAUAUGCUCAAUGCAUCCUUAAGUUCAUCGCCGUUAUGGUAAUCCGCGUCUUCAUCGCGAUGGUGACACCAUUUCGCUCUAAAAUUAGCUGUGACCGCUAAAGACCUCUCUGAGCGCUCCCAGCAGCUUGACUUGCCCAGGCAUCUGCCGAAUUCGUCUAGCAUAUGCCGUGCAGAGACAACGGUCAUGCUCUUUAUUGUUUACCAAUUACCUAAUCAUAACCACGACAACGCCACAUAGACUGUUGAAAUCUGGCUAGUCCUCCAUUAGCUAAAUAGCAGACUGGCUGGCUGCGUUAAAUAGACCCACCUUGCCGACAAAGGCGCUCGGCGUUCAGUGAGUAAUCGCAAAUGCGCUCCUGGUCCCUGGGGUCGCCGCCACCCCACACCACCAGGCGCCAUUCAGCCUCCCCAAAUCUUCACGAGUGUUUUCGUCGCUAUUUCUGCCACUAUUGCGUCACUUCUACGAGUACAGCAACGCUUCCUGGUACUGCUUACGUUAUCGGCACUGUGACCACUGCGUGCCAAUGGCCACUUUGGUUGAUUGUCGGAAUCUCCAGCGCUUCCUCGAUGCGCUGUCCGCUUCUGUUGCUGAUUGCGACGCUCGUGGCGCUUCUUCUGGAACCCACGUUAACAGCGGCGGGCCAAAUCCACAAAGUCGGUUAUAUCCCGCAGUUUACUGGAAAUAUGGGCGGAAGCAAGUUGGGCUUGAAAAUUUCUGGCGCACUGUCGUUUGCCGCCGAGGAGAUCAACAAUUCAAGCACGAUUCUGGGCGACGACAAGGUGGAAAUUCUAUUCGAGGACGAAGGCGGAGAUCCUAAUGUGGCAACUAGAAUCGUUGUAGAAAUGUUCAACAAAAAUGUCUCGGUUAUCAUCGGGCCUGAGAACUUCUGCAAAACAGAGGCCUCCGUUGCAACGGCGGUUGGACUUCCCAUUUUCUCCUAUAAAUGCAACGACCCAAAUAUACGCAUCUUGGAAACAAAUAUGAUCAGUCUAGUACCAACUGAGAAAUAUGUUGUCGACAUGCUAUUUGCCCUACUACGACAUUUCAACUGGAAAAAGUUCACCUUAAUUUUCGAGGAAACGGAAAGCCGUCCUCUCCAAACAAAGUUGAAGGAUCGAGUAGCUGCUGAAGGCAAAGCGUUCGAGAUGAAGGAAGCGUACUACGUGCGACCUGGAAAUGCUAAAUGCGUCACCGUUUUGGUUAACCUACGGGAAUGUGACCACCACUACCUUUCUGAACUCAUCCAUCAGACAAAAGAUAACACCCGCAUUUACGUCUUCAUGGGUGAUGUCGCGAACCUUUCCCGAUUUGUUUUUGGUCUCGCAGCGAGGGGUUUGACAAAGCAUGGCGAGUACAAGGUUAUCUAUAUUACGACGGAUCACUCACUCAACGAAAAAGGAUUUAACGACGAAUAUAAGCAACUUUCAUCUAAUACAGAUUGGGCCCGGUCCGGUUAUAAUAUGGGAGCGGAGCAUACAUUGGCGAUCCUUCCUAGGAGUCCACGCGGAGAGAUUGAAGGUGACACGUUCGAGAAGCUAGUAAGAAGUUAUAACAAGCAAGCACCGUUCUAUCUUCAUUCGCCGUCAUCCUUCGGGGCUAAGUUUAUCUCUAUCUAUGCCUACUAUCUAUACGAUGCAUUGAUGACCUGGGCUAAUGCGGUGACGGAACUUCGCGCUGCUGGCAGGACUGACUGGAAUAAAGGAAAGGUCGUCGCGGGUCACAUCCGGAACAAAUCUGGAAUUCCCAGUCUAACGGGCAUUAAGUUACUACUGGAAGGAGAUGGCACCGUAGUGGGUGAAUACGAGUUGCUCAGCUUCAAAAAGCCAUUGGAACCUGACAGGCAAAUGGGAACCUUCGACGUCAUUGGCAGCUUCCAGGUGAAAAAUGGGGAAGUACUAUUGAACAUGCCCACAAAUCCAUUUGGGGACGAGAUUGUUUUGGAUGAACCUAGCUGCGGAUUCGAUGGAAUGCGUUGCCCGUCAGAAACGAACCUAAUCCGCAAAUGGGUGGCCGGUGCAUUCUGUGCUAUCUUAAGCGUUGUUGCCCUUGUGACUACUUUUAUCUACCGGAACUGGCAGUAUGAACAGGAAAUUGCCGGACUUUUGUGGAUGAUUGAUCGUCGUGAUCUCACUCCAUGCCAAAACACAGCUAUUUCAGCUGUUAGUAAGAUGAGUUUAGCUAGCCUGAAUUCCGGGAAUUCGUUACAUCUGUUAUCGGGCUCGCUGGACGUUUGCAACUAUCGUGGCGCUCUGGUAGUCAUCAAGAAACUUCAACUUAAAAGCAGAGGAGCAGGGGACAUACCUCGAAGAGUUAAGAAGGAAAUGAAGUUAAUGCGUGAACUCCAUCAGCAUAAUGUGAACCCCUUCAUUGGAGCCUUUGUGAGAGAGCCAAACGAAAUUGUGGUGUGCACCGAGUUCUGCUCGAAAGGAAGCCUACAGGAUAUUUUGGAGGAUGACGAUGUCAAACUCGACAAUAUGUUUAUUGCCUCCCUAGUCAUGGACCUAGUCAAGGGAAUUGAAUACCUCCACCAGAGCUCGAUUCGCGUUCACGGUAAUCUUAAGUCUACGAACUGUCUCAUAACAAACAAGUGGACCCUGCAAUUAUCCGACUUCGGACUUCACGAACUUCGCUUCACCACCGAUCAGUUGAUCCGAUAUGACGACGAGAUGCAGUAUUACAGAAGUCUUUUGUGGCGUUCUCCAGAGCAGCUGCGCGCCCGUGCUAAAAAUAUUUAUGUCUCGCCAUGUCAAAAGGAUGAUGUGUAUUCUUUUGCCAUCAUCUUACACGAGAUAAUGAGUCGACAAGGCGCUUGGGGAAGUUACAACAUGGAGCCGAAAGAAAUCGUAGCAAAGCUAUGUACCAUUCCGCUUUCGGAGAAAGACAUUUUUCGACCUUCGAUGGAAGAUAUUCAGUGCCAAGAUUAUGUCGUCAAGGUGAUUACCGACGGAUGGGCAGAAAACCCAGCAGAACGACCAGAGAUCACCGAUGUCGCAGUUCGUCUGAAGCGCAUGCGUCAGGGAAUGAAAACAAAUAUUGUUGACAAUAUGGUGGCUAUGCUGGAAAAGUACGCUAGCAAUCUCGAAGACCUUGUGUCUCAACGGACCCGGCUCCUUGAAGAGGAAAAAAAGAAAACAGAGAAUCUACUUCACCGAAUGCUGCCGGAAACAGUUGCAGCCCAGUUGGUGCGCGGAGAAUACGUCGUCCCAGAAAGUUUUGAUGCGGUCACAAUCUAUUUCAGUGACAUCGUUGGCUUUACUGAACUGUCCUCGUCCUCUACGCCGAUGGAAGUGGUAAAUAUGCUCAAUGAUCUGUAUACGCUAUUUGACUCCAUCAUCCGCAAUUACAAGGUGUACAAGGUUGAGACUAUCGGCGACGCCUACAUGGUAGUGUCUGGCCUGCCGGAGCGAAACGGAGAUCAGCAUGCUAGUGAAAUAUCCCUCAUGGCGCUUGAACUACUCGAUGCGGUUAAGACGUUUCGUAUCCGUCAUCGACCAAGUCAGCGGCUCAAACUUCGUAUUGGACUUCAUACUGGCCCAGUAGUAUCAGGAGUAGUUGGCCUCACAAUGCCACGGUAUUGUCUGUUUGGAGAUACCGUGAAUACCGCAUCACGAAUGGAAUCCAAUGGAGAAGCUUUGAGAAUUCAUGUAAGUUCUCAGACAAAAACUGUCUUGGAUUCCAUUGGAGGCUUCUUUGUCGAACGACGCGGAAUGGUGAAAAUGAAAGGCAAAGGCGAACAACUUACAUACUGGCUAAAGGGUCACAAGAGUGGUCCAUCACGCCGAAAAGAGCAGUCUUCUAUACCGCUGACGCCCCUAUUCAACGAACCGCAAGGGGAACAGACAGCAGGAACUCCCGGCAGAAGACAAUCCCUUAUACCCAUCACAGAUUCUGGGGAUACAUCUGUCUUGUCUACCCAUCUACCUGCACCUCUGCUUCCGAAUGGGGGAGCUAAAUCUGCCAGGACCCAUCCCAACAACUGCCUUAUUCAGAAACGGCCAUCACAAGUGAAGCUCCAUCAAUCUAAAUUCAUCAACACACCCCCGCUGUUUGCCGGCCUUCAGGCUGGUUUGAUGUGCAAAGAUCGGCGACCACCAACUGGCCCAAGCAUUAGCGACGAUUAUUCGAAUUCUUGUCUACUGGACAACGCGGAUCCUGGACCCGUACUACCGCACGCUAAUGAAUAUAACGAGACCGACGAUGAUAACGGAAUUUCGUUCCAUACCAAAAACAACCUUCUCAAUUUUACGGAUACGAACGUCGGUGUCGGGUCCUUCCGGGGCAAUGGGUCACUAAGUAACGCAAUCGCAGCACCGGAUCAUAUGAAUUCGACAAAUAUUGUCCUCACUAGGAGAAAUGGCGCCAAGCACCCGUCUUAUCUGCUUGCGCUACCCGUAGACGAGAGCUCGAGGCCACUUCUUCAACAAAGGACACCGUCGCCGUGCGAUUCUAGCGAUGUUGUUAACUUGCAACGGUCCGCAUGGCCAGACAUCUCUCGACACGUUGGAUCAAGUCCGGACUAUCAUCAACAGGACAGAAGGAAGGAUAGUUUAGCUAAACGCUGGAGGUCCUUCGACGACGAGCUGGCGACGAAAAAUCGCGACGGCACUGGAGCGGUCGAACAGGGUUUUCGUCCAAGAACAACAAGAUUCAAAAAGGCUGUCAACGAGAUACUUAACCUCAAUAAUAAUUGUACCCAUAGAGAUAGGGAAAGCAUCGUGUAGAUAUACAGCCGCUGCAAAGAGAAGAAGCAAUUAGAUACUGAUGAACAUAUGCUAAUUUUUAGAGCAGGUGUUAAAGUAGCAGGAAAUGGGACAAUUUUAAAUUGUUGUCUUUCGCCAGCGCCCUCACUUCAGCACUUGGAUAGCAGUUAGCAAAUUAAAAUGUGUAAAUGAUAACUUACAGGUGUAAUCGUAUAUUUAGGCGUUACGAGUUCAGCGUUUAGUACCUUCAUUAGGCGCACACUUAAUGGCUGGCUUCGAACGAAGCGCGCCUACACCCGGAUUCAGAUUCGGUUUACGUGAUGGCGUAACGGGUAGUGUAUCUUCCUGCUAAACCUAAGAAUGACGUGGUUGUCUGCGGUUGAAUCGGGCGUAGAUACACAGUUCGUUUCGUGCUGGGAACCAGCCGUAUGUAACGCCUAACGGCGGCAACGGACCUAAAACUCAAAACGUUUAGUGUAAUCGUACAUCAACCGGCGUGUUACGCGGUUACAUGACUCGUAACAUAUACUAUAAAUAGAUAUGUCAGGUGACUUCACGAGAGUAUCUAUCGGACACAUGUGUGUUUCUAGCUAGAAAAACACAUUGCUUACCAUGUGAUCAGUAAUAUGCCGUGUAAUUUAUAAUCUUCUACCUUAGGGUAAUGUUGCAUUUAUGUUUUAUGGAAUAUAAGUUACCAUUUAUAGACGUGUAUGGCAAAGUUGUAGCCUGAGGCUUCAUACGUGGUUGAUUCGCUUGCCUGGAGUGUGAACGACUUAUCUUGAUGUGUACAUGAAUCAGCUUUUCCUGUUUCAUAAUUGUCCCAUGUUCUACUCUUUACAAGUAAAAACACGAAUACUUCGACAGAUAUGAUGAAACAAGAAUACGACAGCAUUAUUUCAGCGUCGACUUCACUGAUGAUCUUCGUGAUGGCAUUAGCAUUCGAAGUUAUAACCAAUAUAUAUUCUUCUAAUUUUUACGAAUUGAAUUUUGAGAUAAAUGUACGCUGAUGAGCAAGCACGUCUUGCCUCCAGGUUUGGUUGUUUACACAUGCAACGCUCUUUCACGCUCCGUACGUCUGCUUGCGCCAUGAAAUUCCUGUCGAUCCGAGAUGUUUUAGUAAGCGGAAUACAUUCUUCACACUGAUGAGAAGGACGUUUUCGGCCUAUUUUUAACAGAUUACACGUGAUCUGUCAUUUGCCGAGCCUUCAAAGUUCAGCUCUUUUGCAGUCGUGCGUUCCCAUUUAUAUGCUUUCGGAGCCCAUGCGGAGGGCACGCAAGAAAACAUGUGUUAUUUGCUCGCAGCCUAAUUUUUUUAGGCCGAGACCGUUUCGAAGAACAUUUCUCCUACUUUUUUUGUUCUGACAUUGUUUACGAAUGGCCCUCUUCUUGGCGAUUACAACAGAAGUGUUAGUUCCAGGGUAAUCGUGUUCUUGACCGUUUCUUUAUUUUCGUUUUAGCCGAAGCGAUUAGAGCUAAGUGUGGCAAUAAAAUCUGCAAAAUGUAGGUCUCCGAAAUAUUUACGCCAGUGCCAAUAUGAUGCUGUAUUUGACUGCGAUAUGUAUGUCUUUAGCUAGGUUUUCCGGCUUGCUUCCGACUUCUUAUUUCGACCACAACCUCUUGAAAGGAUGCGCUGAUAUCUAACUCAAGAACAGUUGACUAAGAAUCUGGUCGUACCUUUACAGGUUUUCACUAUUUUUAUUUCUGACCAAGAGUACUUACAGCAGCUUUGCGCAGACGCGUUUCAACAACAUCGAUAGUUUCUGCUACUUGUGCGCACUUAACUAUAGUAGUGGUUAUCGAUGUUCCGUGCGAUAAGAGUUCAUAGGUUCCCACGGAACUCUGACCAACAAGAUUUUAACCUCCACUGUAGUACGCAAGUACGCUGUUUAAUAACAGUUUUUCUGAAUUGUCGCUAAGUAUCAUCACUAUUCAAAGAAUACAUUAAUUAACUAGCAUUUGAAUGUUUAAGCGUUCGAAAAACACCAGAGACUGUUCAUAGUGAAUCACCUAUUAGUUUACUAUAUUAUGAACAUCAAACGUAUAUAGCAGCGUACAACAAGUGUACAUUAGGCGCACAGGGAGGUUUAGAAAAAUGUAGGGCUUGAUAAAUUCCUGCUUUGCUACGACUCGCUAUUUCAAGUACAACUUAUCUCCACAUUGAGCAUUUUUCUUGUCAAAAUAUUAAAUAUUCAUAAUAGGCCUUUGCAUCAGUUCAUGCAGAGUAAUCUAUGGCUUCAAACAGGCGAACCUAUUACAAGCGUUCUCUAUAUGAAACGUACGAACAGCUGGCCUCCCUAUGGCGCUAUCUACAACAUGCGGGAGUAAGAAACAUAUCACAGUUUAUCUACAGUAAGCACCUGAUUUUUUUUUUUUUUUUGUAAAUGAAAGGCACAGUUCUCUUUGUGAACGCAUACUAAUAUAUACAUAUAUUGCAACAAGUGAUUCAUAUCAGAGUAAUUAGCGAUUGUUAAAUCAUUUCAGAGUAUAUUUUAAACUUGAACUAUAUCAGCGGGGCACCGAAUGCGUGUACAUCAAUUACUGUACCAGAAUGAUAAGUAAAAUAGUAGAUGGUGAUACUGAUGAGUGAAUAUAUUGGUGAAUUUUACGUGACGUAUGAUGAUUGGUCCUGCGUAAAGAUACGAGUGACUCGCAGAAAUUUUUAGGACGCAACACAUAGCCGUCACCAUUUAUCCGCUAGGAUAAGGAAAUUUUCGCGUAUGAUGAUUGUUCUAGUUGUAUAAAUAUAUUUAUAUAUAGAUGUAAAAAUGUGUUAUAUGGACUAUUUAUAUGAAAUUAACACGGCGGGUAUAGCAGAGUAAAAGUUGAACAAUAAAUGUUGUAUAUUUCCUCA
Varroa destructor (honeybee mite) is the source of this 8972-nucleotide messenger RNA. Its product is annotated as receptor-type guanylate cyclase Gyc76C-like. Gene Ontology annotation, molecular function: adenylate cyclase activity; guanylate cyclase activity; ATP binding. The record is from RefSeq and is a predicted model, not a curated record. Lineage: Eukaryota; Metazoa; Arthropoda; Arachnida; Mesostigmata; Varroidae. Gene Ontology annotation, cellular component: plasma membrane. Gene Ontology annotation, biological process: protein phosphorylation; cGMP biosynthetic process; intracellular signal transduction.